Molecule: messenger RNA, 2514 nt
Organism: Lodderomyces beijingensis
Lineage: Eukaryota; Fungi; Ascomycota; Pichiomycetes; Serinales; Debaryomycetaceae
Source: the annotation of a GenBank genome assembly
AUGGCAGGCUCACAGCUCAAACAGCUUAAAUCGGCCCUCAGGGAAAAGGGCCUCCUAGGGCAAACAAACACAAAAAAAUCGAAAAAGUCAAAGACGAGCAGACGCAACGAAGUAGAUAGAGACUUGCAGAAACAGAAUCUUUUCAACGUGCGAUCAGAGUUUAAUAAAUUUGACCAGCGAAUCAAUAGAUCCAAGCAUGACGUUUCCAUUACUGCAGGUAAAGAAUUUGUCAAGGUCGGGUCAAAACAACAUAAUGACGCCACUGCGAAAAAGGGCGCCAUGCAAAAGCAAAUGAAACUGCAGUAUGAUUUAGAGAAACGCAAAAAGGGCCGCACGGGAGGCAUUUUGGAUAAGAGAUUUGGUGAGAAUGACGUUGGGUUAUCUCAAGAGGAGAAAAUGUUGGCGAGGUUCACUAGGGAAAGACAAGCUGCUACUGCAAAUACGCGAGGCAAGAAAAGAGGUCUCUAUUCAUUAGAAAGCGAGGAAGAAGAAGAAGAUGAUGAUGAAGAUGAUGAUGAUAAUAAUGGAGGGUUUCAAUUGACUCAUAGUGGCCAUGCGUUAUCUUUCGAUGACGAGAACACAAUCAACUAUGUCGAUGAAGAUAGGCUCGUUCGUGGAGGAGAAGAACAAGGAGAUGCAGCACAGGAACCACAGCGGAAAAAGAGCAAGAAUGAAGUGAUGAAGGAGAUUAUCGCCAAGUCCAAAUUUUACAAGCAGCAAAGACAGCAGACUUUUGCCAAGACGCAGGAUCAAAUUGAUGAAUUGGAUGAGGACUUUGGCGACGUCAUGGACGAUUUGAGAGGUGUUCAACAAUCCUCGGCACCAGGGAUGAAUAAGAAAACUCCAGAGGACAGGGAGUAUGAUAGCAGGGUCAGAGAGUUGACUUAUGAUAGAAGAGCAGUCCCUGCAGACAGGACAAAAACAGAAGAGGAAUUGCAUCGCGAGCACGAAGAAAAAAGGCAGAAACUAGAACAAGAUAGGUUGAGACGAAUGGAAGGGUUUGUCAGUGCGAGGGCUGCAGAAGGCGAUGAUUUAGAUGAAAAUGAUGACGACGUGAAUGGUUUUUGGGGUGGCGAUAGUGAAAAUGAGGAGGACGGGUUUAGGAUAAAGGGAGAUGGCGAUGAGGAAGAGGAAGAAGAGGGAGAAGAAGAAGAAGAUGAUGAUGAUGAUGACGAGGGAAAAGAGGAGAGUGAAGGGGUUUCUAAUCGCAAGCCAGUUUCCCGGAAAUCCGCUCCUGUUGUCAUGCCUUUAAAUGUGGAGGAUUUCAUUCAACAAGUAUCCUCACUAAACCCUGAAAAACAAGCUCAACAUGUGCAAAAGAUUUGCGAUGCCUACAAGCCCAACCUAGCGAUGGGCAACAAGGAAAAAAUGAACCAAUUCGUGAGCAUAAUCUUUGAAUACGCGCUUCAUUUGGCUAACAAGUUUGAACCCUUGCAGCCGAUAUUGACCGUUUUGAAAAGACUCAGCUCGACAUAUAACGAGCAAUUGGUGGAGACAAUGAGGCAGUAUAUUGGUGAUAUCGAAUCGCGAGUCGAGUCAACAACGCUGGCAAAAUUGCAGCCCUCGGACUUGACUUUUUUCGUCAUUGUUGCAUUUUUAUUUUCAACUUCGGAUCAUUACCACUUGAUAGUGACCCCGUCUUUGAUCUUGAUGAAUCAAAUUUUGAGUAAUGUGAUUUACAGAAGCAAAGAUGAUUUGAAAGCAUUAGCCCAGGGGGUGUUUUUGACGGACGUUUUGCUCACGUACCAGAGGUUUGCCAAGAGGUUUGAUCCUGAAAUUGUCAAUUUUAUCGAAUUUGCAUUUUUGAGCUUGGUGCCGCAACCAGAACAAGUUGAUGUCAACAAGGUCUUGUCGAUGAGAAAUCCAAAUUCAAGCCUCAACUUGGUGAAGUCGGCCAAGUACCCUCCAGAGGAUCCCUCAAUCACCUCCAUAUCCCUUGAAGAAGUCUUUUCUGCAAGUGAGGCAAAUUCAGAAACACUCAAGGUCAAUUUGCUUUUGAAGCUCAUCACAAUCAUGGACAAGGCAGUGUCUUUAUGGAGAGACAAACCAUCACUCAUUGAAAUCCUCAGUUCUUUCCUCGUUUUGCUCAAACACCUCACCAAAUACACAGCGAUCACCACCCCAUACCUUGAAAAAUUCACCAAACUCUGCAAAGCAUCUGCAAACUCACGUAGACCGCUUGAGUUGCAACACCAUAAAGCCAUCGGUAUCGCCACCUAUGCCCCUAAAUUUGAAGAGAAUUUCAACCCCGACAAGAAAUCAUACGACCCCAACGCCGAGCGCCAACAGCUCGCAAAGGUCAAAGCCCAGCUUAAAAAGGAACAGAAAGCGGCCCUCAAGGAUAUCAGAUACGAAAACCGGUUUUUGGCAAGAGAACAAAUCGGCGAGAAGAAACAAAUGUACGAUGACUAUCACCGCAAGAUGGCUCACAUUUACAAUUCGAUUCAAAGUGAAGAAGGCAAGGAGCGCAAUGAUUACGAGCGGGAGAAGAAGCUGCGUAAGAAUCGAAAGUAG